Messenger RNA from Emericellopsis cladophorae, 1089 nucleotides. RefSeq lists its product as uncharacterized. Bases 1 to 1089 code for a protein of 362 amino acids. The transcript is spliced from 2 exons. NCBI's taxonomy places the organism in Eukaryota, Fungi, Ascomycota, Sordariomycetes, Hypocreales, Bionectriaceae. The record is from RefSeq and is a predicted model, not a curated record.
AUGGAUCCGGCACGGCUGAACCACCUCCUCGACAACUUCUUCACCUUUGUCCACUGUACCCUGUUGGCGACGUCGGACAUUGUGGACGCGCAAUGCCUCUUCCUCUCGGGCGUCUACUGCAUGACCGUCUUCCAGCCCAUCUUUGCUUGGCGGUACUUUGCACAAGCCCUGGCCGCAUGCCAGCAUUUCCCGUUCCUGACGAGGGCCCAGCAACAGACGCACGCGGACGCAGGCUUCUCGGCAGAAGAGAUGGACAUGGGAAGUCGUGACACGCAUGAGAAAGCCGUCUACCGGUCGGCCUGGAAAUCCGAACAGGAGCUGCGCUCAGACUUGUCCAUGCCAGACUUUGGCGUCAGUCACUCGGGCAGCACGCUCUAUCCGCCCUUCUUCCCCACGCCGCCGGGCCCCCAGCUCAGCCUGUCUCCCGGGGCCGUGCCCGAACCUCACGAGCAGCGCGCCAGGAAGGCGUGGCUCUUCUACCUGGCGGAGAUCUCGCUGCGCCGACUCAACAGCAGGCUGUGUAGCGAGAUCCUCACACUGCGAAGUACGUAUCCCUCGACCAUGGCCUUUCUCGAGGCUCUCUGUAAUAUGAUAUCCGAGUACGAGGCCCAAGCCCAGGAGUGGGCGGCCAGCCUGCCAGAGCUCUUAUCGGUCCGCGACACCGACGCUGCUGACGACGACGUCUGUCGCUCCGUGCUUCGCUGUCACCUUGUGAAUCUUUUCGAGCUCAUAUUUUGGGCCAUCACGAUGGCUUGCCUCAGCGUCCCCGGCAAGGGACAGGUCCGUCUAUCAGAGAGGACGAGGGAGAUGGGUCGUAGAGGGCUGGAAGCACACGUCAAUCGGCUGCGGUCGAACGAGCCUGGGCUGGCGCAUCGCCAUCACGGGACCCUUUUCAUGAUCAAAUGCUGUAGCCGUAGCGCUUUGACGCUGCUAGCCGCUCACGAAAGGGGGAUGCAGAUGCCUCCUGGAUGGGUGGACGCCGUAUACAAAGGCUUGGGUAUGCUGCAACAUUGGGCGCCAGAGGUGCCCGAACUCGUGGCAUGGAAGGCCAUUGUCCAAGAGAGCCUGGACAAGUCUGUAGCGUAUUGA